AGACACCUGGCUAGCCAGCUGGAACAUAACGGCCAACAUUAGAUUAGCUAUAGUUACAAAAAACUGCAGGUUUCCAUUCAGACAGACUGUAAGCAGCCACUGGAGGGACAUUCAUCAGAAGUGAGCGAUUAGAGAUGGAAGGAGAUGAGUGCAGUUUUCCUCCAGAUUCAUCUGAUGAUCUCUCACAAAGAGGAAGUGUUGCCUCCUCUGCAACCCUCUCACGUGCUCAAGAUGUGCUCAUAUACCUGUUUGGUGAAACCGCAGUACACCUGACUGUAGAAGGGCUUGGCAGUGUAACUGUGCAGGAGUUGGGCCGCAUUGUUCGUGAGACUAUCCAUAUUCCCGAGUCUGCACAGGAUGUUUUUGCCUUCUGGUUGACUUCUCCACUGCUCGAGCUACAGUUAAAAGCAAGGCACCAACCAUACAAACUGUGCCGGCAGUGGCAGGACUUGCUGUAUCGCUUCACUGAGGCCUCAGAGGAAGACAUUUCACAAGAUGAACCAUGUCUCCAGUACCGUCGGAAUGUGUUUUACCCCAAAUCUAAAGAGCUGCAGAUAGAAGAUGACGGAGUGCUGAGACUUCUGUACGAGGAGGCCAGGAACAACAUCCUGACAGCUCGAUACCCUUGCGAUCCCGAGCACUGGACAAGUCUCGGAGCCUUGUGUCUUGCUCUUGACGAGGGUACCGGUCUCGACAGUGAAAAAUUAACCGCGACUAUAAAAGAGAAGAAGCUGUCUUCUUUUCUGCCUGCACAUGUUGCCAUGGGGAGUGGAGGUCUGUUCUCCACCCUGAGAGGAAAGUCGAGCCGUCAGGCAGGACUGGAGCAGAAUCUCCUGGAGGAGUACAGAAAGAUCAGCACAUCUGCCGGAGAGACCACACAGCUCCUACACCAGUACCUCAACACAUGUCACACUCUGCCUUAUUACGGGUGUGGUUUCUUCUUUGGGGAGAUCGACAAACCAGUGCAAGGACUCCUCCACAGGGUAAAACGCAAAGCUGUCAGUGUUGGCAUCUGUCUGGAGGGAGUUUAUGUGAUGGAUGUCAAAGAGAAGCACGUGCUGCUCGGCCUGCGUUUCAGCGAGCUUUCCUGGGACCACAGCUACCCCGAGGAGGAGGGCGACUCUCACAUUCUGUGGCUGGAGUUUGACGGAGAGGAGGACGGCACCCCUGUCAACAAGUUGCUAAAAAUCUACUCAAAACAAGCCGAGCUGAUGAGCGGCUUCAUUGAGUUUUGUGUGGAGCUGAAGUCUGCGUCCGAGGGAGGAGCUUCAGCUGAAUCGGACAGAGAGGCCAGUCUAUCUCAAGAGCCCGGCGGCCAAGGCGGCAGCAACAAAAACGGACGCGGAGGACGGCGCGGGAUGCUGCGCAGGCAAAGCAGCGUCGUUUGCAGUCGGGUCCAUUCACUCAACACUAUCAGCUAUGUGGACAACGGAAAAGAGAUCAAACGCUUGAAGCCGAAAAGAGCCGCGUCCUUCUUCAACCGACAGGCAACAGCACCCUCGUACUCUGCCGUGCAGGUGACAGAGAGUCUGGAGCAGGGUUAAACUCACUGAUCAGCUCUGCCCAGCACUUCUCACAGACCAAACCUGAACAUUUUACACUGAGAUUUAAAAGAAAAGACUUUACACAAGCUUGAGACAUUUUAACUGAAAAUAUAUGAACAUGCAAAAGGACCAAGCGAGGGAUCUAAGUGUGACAAUAUUUAUCUUUUUGAAGUUGUGUAUAUUUAGAGCAAUGUGAAAAACAAAGUGAUCUAUGCUUCCAAGGUUAAACUGAAGUGAAAAAAAUAGCAUCAUAUGAUGAACCUCUGCAGGCAAAUGUUUACAGAAGCCUGAAUCUGUCUGAGACAAGCCUUAGAGAAAUCCUCAGACUUUGACUUCAAACGAUGACUGUAUAUCUCAUGACCUUUUCUGACUUUUCUGCGGCCCUCUCGAGCUGCGUUUAAUGCCAUUAUCACUCAAAAAAGUUCAACCUCGUCUGAGUGUAACCACUGCAUUACCUCUAUUUACUUUAUACAUAACUCUGAGUGGGGGAGGAACAUCAAGAACGUUGCAAUACAACCUCGUAUAGUAUAAAAAGUGUUCUAACUAUAACAACUCCUCCUCCACAAGACAGUCAGCAUGACAAACACUUUCAGGGGACGAUCUAAAAGCGGGUUCCCACUAUUCUGCUUUUUGUCAAACUGCCAGUGCCUUGUACUCAUGACAGUCAACAGGGUCACUGAAGCCACUUUAGACAUGUACUGGUAGAAACGUUUACUGGUCUGGUGUCAACGAUCAGAAAGAGUCCGUAUGGGAGCACACCGGCUCUGUUGUGGAAGUUUCUUGUAAGUACAUGUAUUUAAUAUUUGUUGGCAUUUGCAGUUGGUUCUGGGAAGAAUUUUUCCAAUGAUUUUAUUUGUAAAAGCAGAACAGAAAAUAGUCUAAACAUGUAAAAUAAGUGGAUAAAACAAACAUACAGCAUCCAAUAGAAAAUGACUUAUUCACAAUAUUAAAUCCUCACUGGGGUGCAGAAAUGGAACCGUCGCCAAUAAAAGAAUCAAAUUGGAGGCAAAGAUGACCUAAAGCAUAUAAUAAGUCACUAAAAAGAAAUUAAAAAAUAAUGUAUCUAAUAUAUUAUCUUGUCCUAAACAACUGAAAGUACAGUACUGGGCUGUUGUUCCUGUCACUGUAUUUUUUUUUAAAGUUAUUGCCCAACCAGUUGUGCACAAGUUAACCUCAAAUCGGCACUAUGAGUACUUGUGACAUUCAAGCGCAGGUCUUGACUUGACUAUCACUUGCUCAGUCAGGCCUGGUUAACAAAAACUAAUAUAACAAUGUCUGUGUGCAACUUGUGAUAUGUCAAAUGCUAAAAAGAAAAACUUCCUGUUUCCAUUAUCAGCUCUACUUAAACCUGUUGAGUCAUGACAGCUUUUAAAAACUGCAACCUGCACGUCUAAUGAUAACGACAAGUUGUUUUCCUCGCAAACACAAUCACGUUAAUUGAUAGCAGACCGGAGGAACACAAUCUUUGUAUAAAAAUAUUUUCUGUGCCUGCGGCUCAGACCAACCAAUCGACUUUUGAUUUUGCUGUUGAAGUCCCAGUCUGCACACCAAAGCAAGCCUAUAACAUGCUGCAACACAGUAUGCUACCUUAAUGACAGAGUUUUAGUUCUCCACCAACAGCCCUGCAGGUGUCUCUCUGAACUACAGUCUCACGCUGAUACAGGCAGAUUAUACAUUUAACAAACAAGCUCACCUCACUAACAGCCAUCAGAGAAGGAAUACAUCUUGAAAACACUGCCUCCCACUUGAACGCGAGUCCUCAUUAAUAUGUGGAGGCAUCGCGCACUCUUCCAGAUCCUCCUGAGCAUGCAACCUGCAAAAUGUUUUUACUUUUCUACGCUCUGACUUGUGUGUAUGUGUGUCAGCGACCGUACGUAACUUACACUAUGCAUGUCACAUUGUAGAAUAGGCAUUCCGACACAUCAUGUGAUACUGCACUAUUAAUACUAAUACACUGUUUAUAACUCCUUUACAUCUGCAGAUUUUUUUGUAUUGUUAGCUUUUAUGAGAGAAUAUUUUUAUUUCCAUUUUCAUAUACUUGUGUGUGUUUGUACACGAGAAUGAAGUAAUAGGUCAUUUAAUGCGUUUUCUUCUCAAACAGUCACUUUGCAGAAGCAUAAAGUGCCUUUUUGUUUGUACUAAGUUGUCAUCUGAAAAGUUGUUUUGGUGCUUGGAAACAAGGAAUGAGCAAUUUGUGGUAUUGCUAUGAUUUAAAAAGUUGUGUUUUGUCAUGUGUUGAAAAUAUGGGAAUAUUUUCAACUAGGCAGUGCAUUUCACCUUUUCUUAGCCGAUGUGAGUAUAUUGAUAUACUGAAUAAUGACACUUGGCUGCUGUUGAAUAGUGUGUUAUCUCAGUGCAGUGAUCAGCCAGAUCUGCCUUCAUUAAAUAUAUCUCACAUGCUUUUUUUUUUUUUUGUAAAUAAACAUAUAUUGUGCGCUUGUUUCUCAGAGAAUAUCUCUUAAUAAGCGUUUUUUUAAAAUACAACUGCACUUCAUACAGCCCAGGUGUACUGAAGCCAUGCUCAUUUUUAACUAAUACGUGUGUGAUUUUAUUGACACAAUACGGUUUUUAUAUGUAUACAUUUUGACCUGUUAUUUAGUGAGAUGCAGUAACCCAUUUAUGUAGAGAAAGUCUGGCUCUGAUUAUGUACUGAGAAAAGUUUCAUCUUUUUGUUAAUUUAUAUAAAAUUUACUUAAAAACAGACUUUGUUUUAAAUAAUUUCCUUCAUUAAUCACAAAUACUUAAAGGAGGUGGAGUUUUCUGAUUUAAUAUUCACACAAAAAAACGUACUAUUCAUAAAUGUACCUAUUUCAAAAUAACUGAUAAACAUGCUUUUCAUCACCACAGUAAUAUUCCCAGUCAGCAAAUAACUGAAACUGACAACUGUAGUUUGAUUUUACAAUAAAAGCAACAACUCACUGGCUAGACCCCCUGUGUCAUUUUUAAAUUUGUAUGUACGCUGUGCAGGGUAACACUGUUGAUGUUUAUUUACACACUUUCUUUUUAAUUCCUAAUGUGAAAUUGUUUUACAUGCACCUAAAAACUCCAACUAAGUGGCUACUGGCUGUACCAAACUCUACUGGAAUUGGCAUUUUAUUCUCUUUACAUAAUUGCUAAUAAUUUUCAAAUUCCAGUGUUACAAUAUUGUCCAUGAUGCAAUUUGUUGACUUUGUCAGAUUUUGAAUCUUCGACCAAUAAAAUGA
Scomber japonicus (chub mackerel) is the source of this 4747-nucleotide messenger RNA. It is a transcript of the gene frmd8, whose product is annotated as FERM domain containing 8. Gene Ontology annotation, biological process: negative regulation of canonical Wnt signaling pathway. Gene Ontology annotation, cellular component: plasma membrane; cytoskeleton. NCBI's taxonomy places the organism in Eukaryota, Metazoa, Chordata, Actinopteri, Scombriformes, Scombridae. The record is from RefSeq and is a predicted model, not a curated record. Bases 135 to 1544 code for a protein of 469 amino acids. The transcript is spliced from 11 exons.